UCCCCUCCCCUCCCCUCCCACCCCACAACUUCCCAGCUGCGCUUCACUUCGCAUCCGCUUCGGACCCAACUCUACGUCCCCCGCCCCCCCCUCUCCGCUCCUCAGUCUCCUCCCUCGCGGAGGGCGUGUCUCUCAGGACCGACCCCUCGGGAUCGACAGAGCGACCCCCGCGCGCUCGCUCCCGCGCGCCAUGGCGUGCCUACGGGGACGCGCACUCGCACUCGCAGCGCGGACGCUCGGCUCGCGUGUCUCCGUCUGACUCGUGGAACCCGUCGGACGCUUCGCUUCUCUUCGCUUCGGUCCCGCCGGCGCGAGGCAGCAGCGCGAGGACGAGGAGGAGGAAGAAGAAGAGAGAGGCGGCCCGAGGACAGGACGACAAGCAGCAUGGUGGUAACGUGAGCGCCUGCCGUGACCGUGACUCCGAAUCCUGACGCGCCAUGGACGAGUCGGCGCUGCUGGACCUGCUGGAGUGCCCGGUGUGCCUGGAGCGACUGGAUGCCUCCGCCAAGGUGCUGCCCUGUCAGCAUACAUUCUGUCGGCGCUGCCUGGCGGGCAUCGUGGCGUCCCGUGGCGAACUGCGCUGUCCCGAGUGCCGCACGCUGGCGCCCUCCGCUGUCGACGAGCUGCCCAGCAACAUUCUGCUGGUGCGUCUGCUGGACGGCAUCCGGCAGCGUCCGCGCCGACCCCGCGAGCAGGGCCUCCUGGCAGGACAGCAGCCUAAGGCCCAGGCCAAGACGACCCCGGUCAGGGGUAUCCCCCAGCUGCCCUGUGCCAAGGCUCUUUACAACUAUGAUGGGAAGGAACCUGGUGACCUCAAGUUCACUAAGGGUGAUGUCAUCAUCCUGCGACGGCAGGUGGAUGAGAACUGGUACCAUGGUGAGCUGGCCGGCAUGCAUGGCUUCUUCCCCACCAACUUUGUACAGGUGAUCAAGCCACUGCCGCAGCCACCGCCGCAGUGCAAGGCGCUCUACGACUUUGAGCUCAAGGACAAGGAGGCUGACAAGGACUGCCUGCCCUUCUCUAAGGAUGAUAUCCUGACUGUGAUUCGGCGAGUCGACGAGAACUGGGCUGAGGGGAUGCUGGGAGACAAAAUUGGCAUCUUCCCCAUCUCUUACGUUGAGUUCAACUCUGCAGCCCGACAGCUCAUCGAACUGGACAAGGCUUCUGAGGCAGCGGCUGACCCAGGAGCCCAGCGCACAGGCGAGGCCAAGAAGAACGCCAAGAAGCGCCACUCAUUCACAUCGCUGAGCACAGCAGGCAAAGCCUCACAGGCCCCGCCGCAGCGCCACUCCAUGGAGAUCAGUGGCCCUGUGCUCAUCAGUUCCAGCAACCCCACGGCCGCAGCCCGCAUCGGGGAGCUCACAGGGGGCUUGUCCUGCAGUGCACCCUCACAGGUCCACAUUUGCACAACGGGGCUCAUUGUGACUCCCCCUCCCAGCAGCCCAGUCACCACAGCGACAGUCUUCACCUUCCCAACAGACAUCAGCUACGUGCCAGGCCCUGUGGAUGGGCACCCCCCUCCCCCACCCCCUCCCCCUAUGGCCUCAGCUGUAGGAGCUGCUGCUCCGUUGGCUGGUGGACAGAGAGCUGUGCCUGGAGGCAGCGAGCAGAGCAGCAGACAGCGGCCCACUGUGUAUGUGGCCAUGUUCCCCUACAACCCUCGAAAGGACGAUGAGCUGGAGCUGCGCAAGGGCGAGAUGUUCCUUGUGCUUGAGAGGUGCCAGGAUGGCUGGUUCAAGGGCACCUCCAUGCACACGGGCAAGAUUGGGGUGUUCCCUGGCAACUACAUGGCCCCUGUCGCCAGGACCGGCUCGGGCGGGACCCAGACCAAGCUUCCCAUGGCCCCGGUUGUCCAGGUUGGGCGGAGCCUGACUGUUAGCUCCUCCUCACCUCUAGGGCAAUCAGUGGUUCCAGAGGGCAGUGCUGCCCAGGUGCCCACCCCCUGCCCCCUUCCCUUGGUCCCAACACCUGCUGUCAACCUCCCGGCCAGCCAGCAGCCCAAGGUGUUGAUGCACGUGAGUGGGCAGGUGACAGUUAACCAGGCGCGCAACGCAGCCCGGGCAGCCACAAAUCAGAGCCAGGAGCGGCCCACUGCUGCAGUCACACCUGUCCAGGCACACCUCCCGCCACAGACCAUGCCCACUCAGCCACCUGGCCCAGUUCGAGGGGGCGUGCCUCUGGGCUGUGCUGCCACCUCCCUCACCCCACCCAAUGUGAGUGCUGCGUCACUGGAAGGUGAAUCUUCGAGGCCAGUGGCUGCGGUCAUCGUUCCCCUUGGUCCCGGAAGUGGCCUCUCUGCCAAUGGUUCAGUGGGCACCUGCAGCCCGGCCUGCCGCCUGGACCGGGACACCAAGAAGGAGAAAAAGGGUUUGCUGAAGCUGCUCUCUGGCUCUUCCGCCAAGAAGAAGCUGCGUUCCUCUCCGCCCUCGUCACCCACGCUGGAGUGCGAACAGGCGGCCGGCGACCUGGCCCAGGGGGCUGUGGGCAUAGAGCAGGACCCUGGUACCUUUUCCUGCCCUUCACCGCCGUCAUCCUCCUGUUCCAUGGCUCCCCCAGAACCCUCCCAACGCAUGAGCGCCGCCCUGGAGGCUGCCGCCCCCAUUGCGCCCCCACCUCGCCAGCCCUGCUCCUCGCUCGCCUUCCUGCACCAGGACGCCCGGCCCAUUCUAUGCGAGCGGUACAGAGUGGUGGUGUCGUACCCCCCCCAGAGUGAGGCUGAGCUCGAGCUGAAGGAGGGAGACAUUGUGUUCGUGCACAAAAAACGGGAGGACGGCUGGUUCAAGGGCACGCUGCAGAGGAAUGGCAGGACGGGGCUAUUUCCGGGCAGCUUUGUGGACAGCCUCUGACACGCGCACACAUGCACACACUCGCUUCGAGUGCCUGGGCUCUCAGUCCACAGGCUGCCUUAAUGACUGAAAGACUGAGAACUGAAGUCUAGAGAGCAAAGAGCUGUUGGGCAAGAUGCAGCAACUGUAGGGCAUGGCACCCUUUGCCGCAACGGUUCCUUACUGGCCGCUCAUGUAUGUCUUGGACCAACACUGAACCGUGUGCCUCCAGCUCUUUGCCACUUUACUCUGUGGACACAAAGGUCUCCACAUGUAAGACCUUAAUGAGUCUCAUGCUGAGGUUGAUGCUCCAGCACUACGUCUCUCUCCAUCCGAAUGAGCGCUUAUUGUCAGCAGUGAUGUCAUCGACGUGCAGCUGUCUGAGUUUUGCUGGCCCUUCAGCAUGGUGACUCUGGUCCAUAUGAGCUGCACGUAGAGUUCAACUUGAGGUCAUCAGUAGAGAGACAUCGCUCAUCAUUCUGACCCUGAUAAAGAUGAAGGAGAGAGGGUGGAAAGGAAACACUCCACAGUCACUCCUGCUUCACUUGGACUUGUGGGCUCGAGCUCUGAGAUGGUGCUGGAUGAAGCCACAAUCACAGCUGCUUUCCUUCUCAGCAUCGCUAACCACAGAGUUCUAGUUCCAAAGGAGGCGAUUGAUGUAAUCGUCACAGUACUGGCCUGAAGAGUAAAAUUAAUAUAUUUCUAUUUAUGUUCACAACGGAACCUGUGGAGGAGGCGUUGAGGUGUUCUCCACUUGGUUCAAGCUGAUAUUUCGUGCACCGAUUGUCAGAGUAGGCAGAUUCUACUUUUCUUUGUAUACGGGCUCUUCAAGUUACAAAUGGUCUCGUUACGAAUGUUAGAAGAAACACUUUUUCGUGUAUUUCUGUUAUUCAUUCGUAUCUAAUGGUAUCUCCUUUGUUUGAAACUUCUCUGCUGUGAAGGGAACGUCACCUGUUUUCCUCCAAGCCCACAGAGACAGAGCAGUGUGUGGAACUGCCUCAGUUCAACUCCCUUCCACAGUGUUUACAGCUCCUGAGUGUCAGUGAUCUGUACCAAGGUUAGGGACAUUGUUCAUCUUUAUGGGAUGGAAUCGGUCACCAAGCAACAGUUGUUUUUAAAUCAGGGAGCUGGAGUGCACUAUAUUGCGAUUGACAUGUGCUGAACACGAUCUUUUGCCCGUUAAUGGAACACACGAGUGUUCUCGCUGUGCAGAUUUCUCUGUUCUUCCUGUACCCAAGUGUACCUUGUUCUCAUUGUAGACAGUGUGUUUUGUCUUUGAUUAGCUGCUCAUUUUCUCUCUGAUUCUCUACUUCCCCCCCCUGUUUGUUACCCCAACGUUUGUAACUGAACUAUCGUAGACUUGAAUUCGUGGGCCGGUGCCGGCAGGAAGUCGGGUUCCGGCCCGUUUCUUUGUUUUUUAAAGCACAAUGUGUGGUGAGAAGUCUAACUGUAGUAGUUGGUCUUUGAGGUGGACACGCUCCCCACAUGCCCCGCCCCCCCGUGCCAAAACUCCAGUGAGGUGUGGCAGGCACACUGCCCGAUUCCCAGGAGAACCCUGUGGUCAGCACUGCGGCCACGGUCCAUGUCGCGUGGGACGCAACAGUGAGGCUGCAGGCACAAGCAGUGGUCAGGGGGUCCAGCAGGCGGCACUACUGCAGAGAAAGAGUGAGGGGCGUUUGUCAUCGUGGUCGUUGUCUCAGAUGGUUGCUAGUCUAGGGGGUACUGUAGGAAUUGACCGUAGUAAACAUAGUGAAAGCGCUGGGCUGGGCUGCUCUGGUUCUUUCGUUCUGCUGCGUUUCUCCAGUGUUACUAGACAGCCGAUCGUGAGCAGGGCAUCCGCUGCAUGUCCUGUAUGUGCAUGAGGGAUGUACAGUACCAGACUGGAUGGCCCCACCCAGCCUGUAACAACCAUGAUGCUAAUAAAGCUACAAGUUCCUCUUUGGUUUUUCUUUAUUUUGUCUCUCUCAUUUCCUGCAUUUGAACCUUGUAUGUCUAUAAGCAAGUAAUGAGCCUCUUGGAGGUCUGGUCUGAGGUAGGUUGUUGGUUCAAGCCCCAGUUCUUGCUUCGUUACUGCAGACCAUAUUAUUCAUCUAGCAGAUGCUUUUUUCCAAAGCGACUUACCACAAACUAUGUAGUGUUAUCA
Messenger RNA from Scleropages formosus (Asian bonytongue), 4968 nucleotides. RefSeq names its product SH3 domain containing ring finger 1 (gene sh3rf1). The transcript has 12 exons. Bases 438 to 2846 code for a protein of 802 amino acids. The record is from RefSeq and is a predicted model, not a curated record. Gene Ontology annotation, molecular function: protein binding. NCBI's taxonomy places the organism in Eukaryota, Metazoa, Chordata, Actinopteri, Osteoglossiformes, Osteoglossidae.